AUGUUUACAAAUGUCGAUUUUUUCGAAUCAAAUUCCGUUUCAAACUGCGUCAUUGAAGGUAAUAUUACAUUUAGGAAUGUUUCAAGUAUCGGAUCAAGUGCAUUUUCAGCAUCAAAAUUUAGAGGUCCUGUAGAUUUUGGUAAUGUUGUCAAUAUUUCAAAUAGAGCUUUUGAAAACUGCAAUUAUUUGGAAACAAUUAUCAAUAUUGGAAAUAUCAAGAGAAUUGGAAGUUAUGCAUUUUAUGGUUGCUAUAAUUUGACCGGCAAUUUGAAUUUUAUUAAUAUAUUGUCCAUUGGAAGUUAUGCUUUCCAAGGAUGCUCUAAAGUAUAUAUCAAUACAACAUUUCCAUUCAUAACAAACAUUGAAUCAUAUGCUUUAUACGAUUGCAAAAAUUCUGGCAAUUUGAUCCUUUAUCAACCAGACAUAAUAUUUGGAUCCUCAGUUUUUAAAAGCCUUAUUAAUAUUACUCUAUUUAUGGAAACAGAUAUAUCUUCAAUGCUUGUUUCGAAUAAUAUCCAAAAUAUUAAUGUAUAUUAUAAUGGCAGCAGUGUUUCAACUAGUAGAAGAGGUUCAUUUUAUCAACAAGUCAAAGCUGUAUAUGUAUUAUGCGGCUUUAAAUAUAAUACAUUCUAUAGGAGAAACGUAAUUAACCCAUGUAAAACAAAUGAUUCAAUUGAAAGCAUUGCAAAGCAAGAAAAACCAUAUAAUCAAGAGAUUCAAGAUAAUCAACAAUUUAACUUUAAUAAUCACCUUUCAAGAGGAAAAUAUGCUCUAAUGUUCCUAGCUUCUUGA
Molecule: messenger RNA, 792 nt
Organism: Trichomonas vaginalis G3
Lineage: Eukaryota; Parabasalia; Trichomonadida; Trichomonadidae
Product: ribonuclease inhibitor domain-containing protein
Exons: 1
Coding region: 1-792 (263 amino acids)
Source: RefSeq, a predicted model, not a curated record